This is a messenger RNA of Aspergillus vadensis CBS 113365, 891 nucleotides long. RefSeq names its product U2-type spliceosomal complex subunit CWC21 (gene cwc21). The transcript has a single exon. NCBI's taxonomy places the organism in Eukaryota, Fungi, Ascomycota, Eurotiomycetes, Eurotiales, Aspergillaceae. The record is from RefSeq and is a predicted model, not a curated record. Bases 17 to 643 code for a protein of 208 amino acids.
AAGCAAAACAACCAAAAUGUCCUCCAACGUCGGCCUCUCCACUCCCCGAGGCAGCGGCACCUCCGGCUACGUGCAACGCAACUUCGCAUUCAUGAAGCCGCGCAACGCCGGAUACGGCGCGCCCUACCCACCCGUCAGCGGCGCGAACUCCUCGGACCACCCGUUAGACAAGCCCUUCAAACAGCGACAACCCGACAAGCAGAUCCUGGAACAUGAUCGGCGGCGCUUAAUCGAAGUGAAGGUUAUGGAGGAGAGGGAGAGGUUGGAGGAGGAGAAUGAGAGGAUUGAGGAGGAGAGAUCUAAGAAGAAGGGAUCUAAGAAGGAGGAGGUGAAGAAGGAGGAGGGUGAAGAGGAUGAGGAUGAGGGUGAAGAGAAGGUGUUGACGGAGGAGGAGAUUGAUGAGAGGUGUGAGGCGCUGAGGAAGAGGUUGGUUAAAGAGAUGGAGGAGGAGAGGGAACGUGCAGAGAAAAAUGGAGGAGAUGGGAAUGGUGGUGGUGCAGGGAGACGCGGUCGUAGGGCGUGGGAUUUGCCGCCUAAGGAGAGACGCCAGUUUAAGAGUUAUCAGGUGCAUGAGUUGGCGGAGGCGAAGAUUGAGGAGAGUGAGAGGUUGAGGAGGGCGUUGGGGAUUAAGGAGGAGAAAUAGUUGUUUUCUUUUUCUUUGACUUUUACUUUUACUUUCAUUGUUUGUGGUUGAGUGCAUGUGGGUGGGUAUCAUGAUUCUCUGUCUAUUACUUCAAGGUGUUAGUGGUUGGUAUGGGUGCUGGUUACGUUUUUAUUAUUGUUAUGGCUACGGCAGAUUCAUCCCCUCUAUACAUUGGGGCAAGCAGAUUAUUUGCAUCAUCAUCACUUUUGUAAAAUUGUAAGCGUCUGGUAUAUAUAUAUACAUUAUGC